Lizanozyma spartinae is the source of this 501-nucleotide messenger RNA. It is a transcript of the gene SEC11, whose product is annotated as signal peptidase complex catalytic subunit. The coding region runs from base 1 to 501 and encodes 166 amino acids. Lineage: Eukaryota; Fungi; Ascomycota; Pichiomycetes; Serinales; Debaryomycetaceae. The record is from RefSeq and is a predicted model, not a curated record. Gene Ontology annotation, molecular function: serine-type endopeptidase activity. The transcript has a single exon. Gene Ontology annotation, cellular component: signal peptidase complex; membrane.
AUGAAUCUUAGGCAGCAAUUGACCCAAUUCCUUACUUUGGCUUACGUGUUCUCAUCAGCAUUCAUCGUUUGGAAGGCUGUAUCCCUAGUAGCUAACUCACAUUCACCCAUAGUUGUGGUUCUUUCAGGUUCAAUGGAACCAGCAUUCCAAAGAGGUGAUAUUCUUUUCCUUUGGAACCGCGAUGCUCGUGCCAAAGUUGGUGAUGUGGUCGUAUAUGAAGUAAAGGGUAAAUCUAUUCCAAUAGUUCACAGAGUUAUGAGAGAACAUCACAAUGAUAAAAAACAAUUAUUGCUUACAAAAGGUGACAACAAUAAUGUUGAUGACUUAAACUUAUAUGCAUAUAAACAAAAUUAUUUGAAUCAAAAGGAAGACUUGGUUGGAACUGUUAAAGGCUACUUACCUAAACUUGGGUACGUUACAAUUUUAAUUAGCGAGAACCAAUAUUUCAAGUUCGGUCUCUUGGGUUUGUUGGGGCUUUCUGCUUUAUUUUCUUCAGAGUAA